CUCCCAUGCACCUGAUAGGGAGUAUUUACAGCUACCCUGUGCACUGUUUCCAGGAGCGCUGCGCUGCACCAUGAGGACGCUUAAGAAAUAAGGAUUUCUGACUUCACAGAGUAAACUGACGUUCACCGUUAUAUUUUCCCAGAAAAAGGUUUGCUAAAGUUGUCCUCUUGUUUUCCAAGAUGCCACGCUCUUUUCUGGUCAAGAAACACAUAAACUCCGCAAAGAAGCCAAAUUAUAGUGAGUUGGAAAGCCCACCAGUGUUCAUCACGCCGCACAUCUACAAGGGCCUUCCGUUGCCUCUCAUCCCCCACCCGGAGAUCCUGAGCCCAGCAGCGUAUAGCCCCAUUACAGUGUGGACUACCAGCAACUUGCCGCUGUCUCCGCUGCCCAGUGACCUCUCCCCAGUCUCUGGAUACCCCUCCUCGCUAUCCGACGCCUCCUCUAAAGACCACAGCGGAUCUGAAAGCCCGAGGAGUGAUGAAGACGAGCAGAUGUUGCCCAAGCUGACAGACCCUCACGGAGCGGAGGCAGAGAAAUUUCAAUGUAGUUUGUGUAGCAAGUCCUACUCCACGUACUCGGGACUGCUCAAGCAUAAACAGUUGCACUGCGACGCCCAAACGAGGAAAUCCUUCAGUUGUAAAUACUGCGAGAAGGAGUACGUAAGCCUUGGCGCUCUCAAAAUGCACAUCAGGACUCACACCUUGCCUUGUGUUUGCAAAAUAUGCGGGAAAGCCUUCUCCAGACCGUGGCUGCUCCAAGGACACAUCAGGACGCACACCGGAGAGAAGCCGUUCUCCUGCCCUCACUGCAACAGGGCUUUUGCGGACAGGUCCAAUCUCAGAGCUCACCUACAGACCCAUUCGGAUGUGAAAAAAUACCAAUGCAAGAACUGCUCCAAAACUUUCUCCAGGAUGUCUCUUCUGCACAAGCAUGAGGAAUCUGGUUGUUGUGUAGCACACUGAACUGGGAUACUUUUCUACCACCAGAAAGAAAAAAAAAACCCUUUGUUGCUUCUUCUUUGCUUUUCCAAGCCCAGGAGAACUGUCAGGGAAUCAUAUUGAUGGGGUUUGUUCCCAAAUAGCCAGACUUCUUUCUACCACCGGUCGAUUUCAUUUCAGAGAGAGAAGUACUGUAGCUCUGCGCUCACAUGCUUCUCGCUUCAAGCAGCGUUUCUGUGAUUGCAAUCAGUGUGUAGCUUUGUCAAACCAUGUACUCACCUACCUGUGCUAUUCAUGCACUUUUCUGCAUGUCUAGAAUGUUUUAUAUGCCUUCACAAUGUUAUCUUCAGUGUUUGUACCAAUGUCUCUCAGUGGCAGUCCUCCACUUUUUUUAUACAAACCACACAAAUGAUACCAAAAGGCACAUUAUGAAUGGCAGUAUAAAUAUAUCCAGAGGAAUACUGAAGCCAUUGAUACUUAGGGAACAAGUGCAAACUUUGAUUUUUAGGGGGAAACUAUUUUAACUUUUGCACAAUCAUUUAGAAACAGUUUGGUAGCACUCAAAUAGCAAUACAAUAUUUCCAAAGUGCCUCAGUUUUACUUGGCAAUAAUAAAUAUUUUUCAACUCCAGAAGCCUUUUAUAUGUUUAUAUAUUGAAUGUAAGAGUGACUGAGAUGAUUGUAUAAUAACAGUGAAAACUGUGAUGCUGAAUGAUUUUGAUAUUUUCCUAUUUUCAUGAC
Messenger RNA from Monopterus albus (swamp eel), 1678 nucleotides. RefSeq names its product snail family zinc finger 2 (gene snai2). The transcript is spliced from 3 exons. Gene Ontology annotation, biological process: regulation of DNA-templated transcription. NCBI's taxonomy places the organism in Eukaryota, Metazoa, Chordata, Actinopteri, Synbranchiformes, Synbranchidae. Gene Ontology annotation, molecular function: RNA polymerase II cis-regulatory region sequence-specific DNA binding; DNA-binding transcription factor activity, RNA polymerase II-specific. The record is from RefSeq and is a predicted model, not a curated record. The coding region runs from base 180 to 962 and encodes 260 amino acids.